Messenger RNA from Pyricularia grisea, 141 nucleotides. RefSeq lists its product as uncharacterized. The transcript has a single exon. NCBI's taxonomy places the organism in Eukaryota, Fungi, Ascomycota, Sordariomycetes, Magnaporthales, Pyriculariaceae. The coding region runs from base 1 to 141 and encodes 46 amino acids. The record is from RefSeq and is a predicted model, not a curated record.
AUGAGUAGGGAUCAUGGCAAGAGAGAGAAGGGAAUUUCGGGGACACGAACUAAAAAGGUUGUUGCACUGUUGCGGCGGACUGGGUUGGGCAACCAGGUCAAUCGCAGCGAAACUAACGGAGGCCCGAACCCCAGAGCAUGA